Molecule: messenger RNA, 807 nt
Organism: Oppiella nova
Lineage: Eukaryota; Metazoa; Arthropoda; Arachnida; Sarcoptiformes; Oppiidae
Source: the annotation of a GenBank genome assembly
UGUGUGUUGGCUGGGCGUUUAUCAGAAAACCCGCAAGUUUCUGUUUGUCUACUUGAAGCAGGGGGGGCAGGUGAGGGUUGGAAAGUAGAAGUUCCUUGUGCAGCAGUGAUUAGCAUUCCAACCAAGAUCAAUAACUGGGCCUUUGAAACUGUACCGCAAAAGGGCUUAAAUGGUCGUAAAGGCUAUCAGCCUCGUGGAAAAUGCUUGGGUGGCUCGUCAGCAAUUAAUGCCAUGGUGUAUAUCCGUGGGCAUCGACAAGAUUAUGAUGAUUGGGCAGCCUUAGGCAAUACUGUUAUUGAUUUACGCAGUGAUAAUCCCUUACAGCAAAAAUAUAUCGCAGCCGCCAAAGAGCAGGGUUAUCGAAUUCUGGAUGACUUCAAUGGAGAAGAGCAGGAAGGUUUAGGCGUUUAUCAAGUGACCCAUAUCAAUGGGGAGCGUUGUAGUUCCGCACGGGCUUAUUUAUUUCCUCACCGAGAUCGUAAAAAUUUAACGGUUGAAACCCAUGCACAGACUCAGCGAAUCUUGAUUGAAAAUGGCGUGGCUGUUGGGGUGGAAUACAAGCAAGGUGGUCAGCUGAAACAAAUCUUUGCACGUCGAGAAGUGUUAUUGAGUGCGGGAGCGAUGCAGUCGCCACAGAUUCUGAUGCUUUCAGGUGUUGGCGACCAACAAGAACUUGCGCAACAUGGCAUUGAGGUGAAACAGCAUUUACCUGGUGUAGUGAAAUUCAAGGCACCUUUGGCUUAUCUAUUCCAGGUUCAAUUGAUCUAUUUAAACAAAUUAGGCGUUAUCGUAAAGAACGCCGUGGUU